CAUGAAGCUGCCCCUCCUGCCCUGGGCCCUGCUGCUGCUGGCGACAGCCCCCGGCCCAGGCUCCGGGCCUACAGCAGGUGCCCAGGAGAGCUGCUCCUACCGCUGUGGGGACUGGAACGAGCAGUGCUCCUGCCACCCGACCUGCUCUGGCCUGGGCACCUGCUGCUCGGACUUUCGGGACUUCUGCCUGGAGAUCUCGCCCUACUCGGACUCCAUGAUGGGCGGCAAGGACUUCGUGGUGCAGCAUCUCAAUUGGUUCAACUCCACGGACGGCGUGAUCUGCAGGUUUAAUGAGAGCAUCCAGACCCGCGGCCACGUGGACUCCUUGGGACUUGUGCACUGUGUGUCACCUUUGCUCUAUGAAACUGGCCGCAUUCCCUUCACACUGUCCAUGGACAAUGGCCGCUCCUUCCCGCGCUCGGGCACCUGGCUGGCUGUGCACCCCAACAAAGUGUCGCAGACAACAAAGAUCCAGCUGGAGAACGAGACCCGCUGGCAAUACUAUGGCACCGCAGGCACCAAGGGUAACCUCACCUUGACCUGGCAAGCCACAGUUCUGCCCACGCACUUCGUCACCAUUGAGCUGUGGGGUUACGAGGAGACAGGGAGGCCAUACUCAGGGGAGUGGACAGCAAAGUGGUCAUACCUGUACCCCCUGGCCACAAAUGUCUCCAACUCCGGCUUCUUCACCUUCACCCCGAAACCUGCGCCUCAAAACUACCAGAGAUGGGAAGUGGGUGCUAUUCGGAUCAUCAACAGCCAAUACUCCUCUGGGGAGAAGGACGUGCAGGCACUCUGGAGCAAUGAGCAUGCACUGGCCUGGCACCUGGGCGAUGACUUCCGGGAGGACCCCGUGGCCUGGGCCCGUACUCAGUGCCUGGCCUGGGAGGAGCUGGAGGACCAGCUGCCCAACUUCCUGGAGGAACUGCCCGACUGCCCGUGCACCCUGGCCCAGGCCCGGGCAGACACCGGCCGCUUCCACACGGACUACGGCUGUGACAUUGAGCAUGGCAGCGAGUGCACCUAUCACCCAGGGGCUGUGCACUGCGUGCGCUCCGUGCAAGCCAGCCCCCGGUAUGCCUCGGGCCAGCAGUGCUGCUACACGGCAGCGGGCACGCAGCUCCUGACGGCCGACUCGACAGGCGGCAGCACCCCGGACCGCGGCCACGACUGGGGCGCACCCCCGUUCCGCGCACCGCCCCGGGUGCCCGGCCUUUCCCACUGGCUCUACGAUGUCAUCAGCUUCUACCACUGCUGCCUCUGGGCGCCCGAGUGCUCCCGCUACAUGCGGCGCCGGCCCUCCAGCGAUUGCCGGACCUACCGGCCCCCACGCCUGGCCUCCGCUUUCGGGGACCCACAUUUUGUCACCUUUGAUGGCGCCAACUUCACGUUCAAUGGGCACGGUGAAUACGUGCUGCUGGAGGCAGCCCUGACUGGCCUGAGCGUGCAGGCACGGGCCCAGCCAGGGACGACACCUGAGGGCACACAGGCCCGAGGCACAGGGCUGACUGCUGUGGCUGUCCAGGAGGGCAACUCGGACGUGGUGGAGGUCCGGCUGGCCGACGGUGUGGGGGUCCUGCAGGUGCUGCUGAACCAGGAGGUGCUCAGCUUUGCCGAACAGAGCUGGAUGGACCUGCAGGGCAUGUUCCUGUCGGUGGCUGCUGAGGACAGCGUAUCAAUCAUGCUGUCAUCGGGGGCUGGCCUGGAGGUCAGCAUCCAGGGGCCUUUCUUGAGCGUGACGGUCCUGCUGCCCGAGAAGUUCCUUAACCACACACGAGGCCUCCUCGGGACACUCAAUGACAACCCCACAGAUGACUUCACCCUACGCAGCGGGCAGGUUCUGUCCGCAGGCGCCAGUUCCCGACAGCUAUUCCAAUUUGGGGCUGACUGGGCUGUGGAGAACGCCUCCUCCCUGCUCACCUAUGACUCCCUGCUCCUGGUCAAAGACUUCCUGUACGGCCCCAAGCAUGACCCUACCUUCCAGCCCCUCUUCCCCGACGAGACCACCCCCAACUCCAGCCAUGCGACUGAGGUGGCCGAAUUGUGUGGGGACAACCAUUUCUGCAGCUACGACGUGGCGGCCACUGGGAGCCUAAGCGUGGGCAAUGCCACGCGGACGGCCUACCAGCUGCACCAAAGUCGUGUGCAGAGCCUGCAGUCCGUGGUGUCCUGCGGCUGGUUGGCCCCGCCCCUCAAUGGGGGCAAGGAGGGCAUCAGGUACCUGGUGGGCUCCACCAUCCACUUCCACUGUGACAGCGGCUACAGCCUGUCCGGGGCAGAGGCCAGCACCUGUCAAGCUGAUGGCACCUGGUCCACGACCACCCCGACAUGCCAGCCAAGACACAGCUACACGGUGCUGCUGAGCAUCAUCUUUGGAGGCCUGGCAGUGGCAGCUCUGGUCGCCGUGGUCUACGUGGUGCUGCGCCGCAGGAAGGGCAACAUGGCCAUCUGGGGUUCACAGCCCUGAUGGGAGCGCGCUUGGCUGGCAACAUGAGGCACACAGGCCACCCCGGGGCCACAGACCAACCUCCCAAGAGAAAGCCUUGAACUCCCAAGAACAUACACCCCAGUACUUCGAUCCCAAAUCCCUAGCA
This is a messenger RNA of Ceratotherium simum simum (southern white rhinoceros), 2594 nucleotides long. RefSeq names its product sushi domain containing 2 (gene SUSD2). NCBI's taxonomy places the organism in Eukaryota, Metazoa, Chordata, Mammalia, Perissodactyla, Rhinocerotidae. The record is from RefSeq and is a predicted model, not a curated record.